CCUUAUUUUAUUGCAAUUUGUGUUGUUGGUUUAGGUUUAAUGUUCAGUACAAGCAUUCUUAUGCUUCGUUUUUUCCCUCCCUCCCUCCCUCCUUUACAAAGGAAAUGUGGGAUAUUUUGAGACUGCCCCUCGUUCUGCUUUGCAUAAAAUAUUACCACCAGUCCUUUACACCUCUAAUUUUUCUAUAGGGGUGGAGGCAGUGCUUUUGAGUGGUUGGCAAUGCCCUGUGUUUACCCUUUUGAACCAACAAUCUUCCUUUACAAUCAUGUAAUAUUAGGGCCAAGAUUUGAACUGCUUGGAAAUUCUGAGGCUGGUAUCGGGAAAUUUUAAACAACAGAGGCAGAAGUGGAACAUUGCAGUGGUUAGAAUGCUCCCUUGUCUCUCUUUCUCAAUCUCAGAAGAGAAAAUGGCAGCCAACUCAACUACCAAGUGGUUGUUUUCUCUCUCUGUAGUUUUGUUAACAAGUCUCCAGUUGAUACAGUGCAAUGUUACUUACGACAAGAAGGCACUUAUUAUCAAUGGGCAGAGGAAGGUUCUCUUCUCUGGUUCUAUUCACUAUCCUAGAAGCACCCCUGAGAUGUGGGAAGGUCUUAUACAGAAGGCUAAAGAUGGUGGUUUGGAUGUUAUAGACACUUAUGUCUUUUGGAACCUUCACGAGCCUUCUCCUGGCAAUUAUAAUUUUGACGGGAGAUAUGAUUUGGUUCGGUUCAUCAAGUUGGUCCAUGAAGCUGGACUUUACGUGCAUCUUCGGAUUGGACCAUAUAUAUGUGCAGAAUGGAACUUUGGAGGGUUUCCUGUCUGGUUGAAGUAUGUUCCAGGGAUCAGCUUUAGGACAGAUAAUGAGCCUUUCAAGUCGGCAAUGCAAAAAUUCACCCAAAAAAUUGUUCAAAUGAUGAAAGAUGAAAAUCUUUUUGAGUCUCAAGGUGGCCCAAUAAUCCUCUCUCAGAUUGAGAAUGAGUAUGAGCCUGAAAGCAAGGCAUUUGGAUCUCCUGGUCAUGCAUAUAUGACUUGGGCUGCACAUAUGGCUAUUUCGAUGGAUACCGGGGUUCCAUGGGUUAUGUGCAAGGAGUUUGAUGCCCCAGACCCAGUGAUAAACACCUGCAAUGGUUUUUACUGUGACUAUUUCUCUCCAAAUAAACCUUACAAACCCACAAUGUGGACUGAGGCAUGGACUGGCUGGUUCACAGACUUUGGUGGUCCAAACCACCAGCGCCCGGCUGAGGAUUUAGCAUUUGCAGUUGCUCGGUUCAUUCAGAAGGGAGGCUCUUUGGUUAACUACUACAUGUACCAUGGAGGAACCAACUUUGGAAGAACUUCUGGAGGUCCUUUCAUCACUACAAGCUAUGACUAUGAUGCGCCGAUCGAUGAAUAUGGAUUGAUCAGGCAACCUAAGUAUGGCCACUUAAAGGAGCUACAUAAGGCUAUUAAAUUAUGUGAAAAAGCUUUGCUCGCUGCUGAUUCUACUGUCACAUCCCUGGGAAGUUAUGAGCAGGCACAUGUAUUCUCUUCUGAUUCUGGAGGCUGUGCAGCUUUUCUGUCAAACUACAACACGAAGCAAGCUGCGAGGGUAAAGUUCAAUAACAUCCAGUACAGCCUGCCACCUUGGUCUAUCAGCAUCCUUCCAGAUUGCAAAAAUGUUGUUUUCAACACUGCCCAUGUUGGAGUUCAAACAUCCCAAGUGCAUAUGUUGCCUACAGAUUCUGAAUUGCUCUCAUGGGAAACCUUCAACGAAGACAUAUCAUCAGUGGAUGAUGAUAAAAUGAUCACAGUUGCUGGCCUCUUGGAACAAUUAAAUAUAACCAGAGAUACAAGUGACUACCUGUGGUACACAACGAGUGUUCAUAUAAGUUCAUCGGAAUCAUUUCUGCGUGGAGGCCGACUUCCCGUUCUGACAGUGCAGUCAGCAGGCCAUGCAUUGCAUGUUUUUAUCAAUGGAGAACUUUCAGGAUCUGCACAUGGGACUAGGGAGCAAAGGAGAUUCACAUUUACAGAAGAUAUGAAAUUCCAUGCUGGGAAAAAUAGAAUUUCACUGCUCAGUGUGGCCGUUGGAUUGCCGAAUAAUGGUCCCCGUUUUGAGACAUGGAACACGGGAAUCUUAGGGCCAGUUACUCUCCAUGGCCUGGACGAAGGGCAAAGGGACUUGACCUGGCAGAAAUGGUCGUACAAGGUUGGGCUUAAAGGAGAAGAUAUGAAUCUACGAUCUCGGAAAUCCGUUUCACUAGUUGAUUGGAUACAAGGGUCCUUGAUGGUAGGGAAACAACAACCAUUGACAUGGUACAAGGCCUAUUUUAAUUCACCAAAAGGAGAUGAUCCCCUGGCUUUGGACAUGGGCAGUAUGGGGAAGGGCCAAGUGUGGAUCAAUGGGCAUAGCAUCGGAAGAUAUUGGACUCUUUAUGCUGAAGGAAAUUGCAGUGGAUGCAGCUAUUCGGCUACAUUCCGGCCUGCAAGGUGCCAACUGGGCUGUGGCCAACCAACUCAAAAAUGGUACCAUGUUCCGAGGUCAUGGUUGAAGUCGACCCGAAAUUUGUUGGUAUUAUUUGAAGAAAUUGGAGGCGAUGCGUCAAGAAUUUCUCUUGUAAAACGAUUGGUGACAAGUCAUUGAUUCAAAGCCAUACCCUCGACAAAGAAAAACGCUUCUCCAUGCUCUUAUGAGUGCUUUCAUGAGCCGUGACAUACCACCCUAGCCUUCCUCCUAGUGUACCUAGCUAGUUGUUAGGUGAGGGCAAACCCCUUCGCUCAUAAGUUAUAAAUAAAACUUGCAGCCCCUCGUCUUUUUCUGGA
This is a messenger RNA of Populus trichocarpa (black cottonwood), 2781 nucleotides long. RefSeq names its product beta-galactosidase 3. Gene Ontology annotation, molecular function: beta-galactosidase activity. NCBI's taxonomy places the organism in Eukaryota, Viridiplantae, Streptophyta, Magnoliopsida, Malpighiales, Salicaceae. The record is from RefSeq and is a predicted model, not a curated record. Bases 368 to 2602 code for a protein of 744 amino acids. The transcript has 20 exons. Gene Ontology annotation, biological process: carbohydrate metabolic process. Gene Ontology annotation, cellular component: vacuole; cell wall.